Xenopus laevis (African clawed frog) is the source of this 3987-nucleotide messenger RNA. RefSeq names its product N-acetyltransferase 8 like L homeolog (gene nat8l.L). Gene Ontology annotation, cellular component: endoplasmic reticulum membrane; cytoplasm; mitochondrial membrane. Lineage: Eukaryota; Metazoa; Chordata; Amphibia; Anura; Pipidae. Gene Ontology annotation, molecular function: L-aspartate N-acetyltransferase activity; acyltransferase activity, transferring groups other than amino-acyl groups; acetyltransferase activity. The transcript is spliced from 3 exons. The coding region runs from base 71 to 1084 and encodes 337 amino acids. The record is from RefSeq and is a predicted model, not a curated record.
GUCAGUGGAGAGGAGGGCGCUAGGACCCAGAAGGGACGUUGCCACUUGCACGGUCUUUGCUGCAAUAUAAAUGCUGGUGGAACAGACUGAGCACAUUCUCUCUCAUCACUUCUACAGCUUCGCUCACCUGCCGCCCCAGCGCCCCAACUGCGCCUCCCGCAGCGACCCCAGCGGAUCCCCCGACCCCAGCAGAACCCCCUGCAGCUCUUGUAUCUCUCCUCCCGGGUGUAUGAGUUAUCUGCCCCCCAAAAUGGUCUGCGAGACGAAAAUCGUUGCGGAUGAUCUCCCGGGGCAGCAGAAAGAGCCGAUACUAGUGACCCCCUCCUCCCACAUGUGCCCCCCUCCUCUCACCAGCGGCCCCCCGGCCUCCUCUCUGGCGCCCCCCAGCCCCGGGGCUCAGGAACACCUUUAUAUCCGACAAUUCCAAGCCGAGGAGCAGGAGUCUGCCCAGAGGAUAUUCUAUGAAGGAAUCAAGGAAAGGAUCCUGAGCUCGGCAUUCAGAGGGUUAAAAUACCAGCCCCUCCUACAGAGUGUCUAUGCGGUGAUUAUAAUAAUGUGCUUUGUUGUGACCAAGUCCUUGCUGGUGACGUGCUGUAUGCCCCUCUUUCUAUUGGGCAUGAGGUAUUACUACAGUAGGAAAAUUAUCCUCAAUCAUCUCGAGUGCGCUCUACGCACGGACAUGUCUGAUAUUGAGCAAUAUUACAUGAAACAGCCAGGUUCUUGCUUCUGGGUGGCGGUCCUAGAUGGGAAAGUUGUUGGAAUAGUGGCUGCCCGAGGCAAUGAAGAAGACAACGUGGUCGAGUUACGGCGGAUGUCUGUAGACUCCAACUAUCGCGGUAAAGGUAUUGCCAAGGCUCUAGGUCGCAAGGUUCUUGAGUUUUCCAUGCUCAACCACUACUCUUCCAUUGUGCUCGGCACAACAGCCGUCAAGAUCGCAGCCCACAAGCUCUACGAGUCCUUGGGAUUCAAGCAUGUCGGAGUCGUAGAGCACCACGUCGUUCCUGGAAUGAACCACUCCUUACUGGAGAGGCUUUUCUUCCAGCUCCGCUACCAUCACUAUUGUCUACAGCUUCGAGAGGAGUAGAAAGCAAUUCAGCCUUACUCUUGCAACUCCAUAUGUUUUAUUUUCUUCCACCUUAGUUAUAUAAUGCUUGCAGCUUGUUAUGCGGGUAAAUAUCACACUUAACCAGGGUUUUCUUUAGUAGAUAACAACUAUUGCAACACAAGUCCUUUGCAUUCGAUGGCACGGUUGUUACUUUCCAUACAUGGAUCGUAUUAUCCGACUGGUUAGAAGAGGACCAUUAACCUGAUCCAUUAACUAACUUACAAACCUAGAUGCUGUUCUGUUGUAAAAAAAAUGUAUUUUUCCACUGUAAAAUAAGAUGGUGAAUUUCCCGGUUGGGAUGAAUUCCAACUUGAAUGCGCCAACUUUUUUUUUUUUUUUAAAUCGUGCUAUAACUUUAUCAAUUCAUUUGACCUCUUUUGAGGGACAAAGUGAAAAACGAGUGCUUGGAACAAUGCAUGAAGAGGAAGUGUUUGCACGUACACGUUGCACCGCCAACGAGGCACCGAUCUUGCACUUUCUUGGAUGGCAUGUGCUCAACAACAACUCUGCCAAAACUGGACCUUGGGGCAUCCAGUCACAGGACGCCAUGCCUUUGUUAAGCCAGCAAGCUGUUUUAAACUCUGAGCCUUUGUGUAUAUAGUGUAUAGAAAACGAAUCCCAGUUUGUCCGGACAUGUAGCUUGGGACAUAGACAUCAAAAGUGUUUCUUGUUUCCAUUUUGGUCUGCUAAUGACGUCAUAACGGUGUCAUCGAAGCACAAAAGAAAAAUUUUGCAGUGAAUUCUUCACAAAAUAUAAUUCGGGGAGCGGGAUGAAAUAUGUUUGAUAUCAACAUUUAUUUUUUAAUGAAGAAUGUACAGUCCCCACUGAUCCGCUGUAUAUAAUGUCCAAGCACUUUUCCCGUAAAUCGACCUGCUUCAAUAAUCUCAAAACUCCGACGUGUACAUGGCAAAUAGCAAUGCAAUGCGGGUGAGGAAUGUGUCUGUACUCAGUAUGUAUGUACAGUGCAUGCCCAAAUACUAUAGCCAAUGAUUUAUUUUCUCCUGAAAUAUGUACACUUUGUAAAUGAUGUAGAAUUAGAAUUUUGCAUGACAUAUAGAUAUAUAUAUAUAUUUAGAUUACAAGGUACUGGAUCUCUAUCAUGUAAAAGUAUUUCUGCUUCACUGAGGCACAAUUGAAAUUGCAUGGUCAGGUCUUGUGGCCCUGCCCGAAAGAUGCAAAGUAUUUAGGUCCAUACCUUUAGCUUUUUGCUUAGACCCCAGAAGACUUCCCUGUACCCAUUGCUAUGAACUACAGUUGUUGGGGCCCAUGUUGAUCUGGCUGAUUAUGGAGUUCUUGGUUCACUUAUUAACCUUCAAGCUCCUCGAAACCUUGAGAAUAUUUGAUGUGACUAUAUAUUAAAAUCUGUGACUGCAUUAUUUCAAUGAUUCAAAAAAAAACACCAUUGAAUUUGAUCUUGAACUUUCAAGAUUUAGGAAUCUAAAAAAAUCUUGAAAAAUCAAAAUUGAUUAAUUGGUCUUCCCAUUUAACAGGGAUAAAAACGAUUUAUCGAAAGCUUUCAAUUGUCAUGACAUCACCGCUUGGUGACAUCACCAGUGUCCUCUAGGGUUCAAUAAUGAGGCAAAGGGGGCAGAGCAUGAUUUCAUUGUGCUGGGGACAGUAAAUUCUCAUGGGGUGUAGCUACUUUUUUGAAGAGCCCCCCUUGUGCCUACUGCUAUUGUAAGAGCGGAUUAACUUUAACAUCAUAGAUUUGUGUAGUUUAGAGGGGAUAAAAAAAAUGUAAAAAAUGGGGCAAUAGAGAAUUUUAUUUUGUAUUACUAGAAUGAGAGGUUUUAGAGGUAAUGAGAUAUUCUUCUAAAUAAUAUAGUAGAUAUAAUUUCUUUCUCUAUUUUUUCACAUAGAAUAAGAUUAUCCCACUUUACGCAUUUGUACAGGUGUAGGGGAUGCAGGGACAGUUCAUAGUCAAUUCAUUCUAAGUAAAAAUACUUGCAGGUUAAAUUGGAGAGUGAUUACCCCAGUUAGAUUGUAAGCCCCACUGAGGCAGGGACGGAUGAGAAUGAUCAAUUAUCUCUGUAACACACAGUGAAAGAUGACAGCUAGAUCAUCAAGGCAAAAUAGUAACAAGAAUUUAGAAAAAUGAUCCAAAACAUGCUUGUAAAUACAGUAAGAUCACUGCUGGCUGGGGUAGGGGGUAACAAGAGUGAUGUAGUUAGAUUGUAAGCCCCACUGGGGCAGGGACUGAUGUGAGUGAUAAAUUAUUUCUGUAACACACAGUGAAAGAUGACAGCUAGAUCAUCAAGGCAAAAUAGUAAAAAAAAUAUAGGAAAAUGAUCCAAAACAUGCUUGGAUAUAAGACUCCUGUCAAAAUGGCUGAUGUAGGGGGUAACAAACCGUCUGCCAUGCACUUGAUGUUCAUUGAUAGUGAUGGGUGAAUUUAUUCGGCACAUUUGUGCGAUUCACGGCUGGCGAAUAAAUUUGCAAAACGGUGGCGAAAAUUUGCGUGCAUCAAAAAAAAUUGGACGCCGUCAUCCGUUUUUUGGACGCUGGUGCAUUUUCGCCAAAAAAAAAACGGACGUCCAUUUUUGACGUUUUUCACUAUUCAUUGACACAUAAGGGGGUUAUUUGCUAAAACUCUAUUUUUUCUGGUCUGCUUUUUGGGGCAAAAACUCAAAUUUUUCCAGAUUUAUUAUACCCCAAUGCUGCAAAAAGCCUGAAUCUGAAAACCCAGCAUCUCAACCUGUCGAGGUCAUGUAUAAUUCAAUGUCAGAUAUCCCAAAUUGAAGAUAUCGUGUUCUGUGCUGAGUUCAGGCCAAUAAUCUGAAUAAUUCUAUUUACAAGCGAUUCGGGAGUAAAGUCUGAAAAAUUUGUACGAUUUGAGUUUUCACACGAUUUUAUUUUUUUCCAGACCUAACUUUUUAGAGCU